This is a messenger RNA of Pipra filicauda (Wire-tailed manakin), 6332 nucleotides long. RefSeq names its product IQ motif containing GTPase activating protein 1 (gene IQGAP1). NCBI's taxonomy places the organism in Eukaryota, Metazoa, Chordata, Aves, Passeriformes, Pipridae. Gene Ontology annotation, cellular component: nucleus; cytoplasm. Gene Ontology annotation, biological process: regulation of actin cytoskeleton organization; regulation of GTPase activity. The coding region runs from base 154 to 5361 and encodes 1735 amino acids. The record is from RefSeq and is a predicted model, not a curated record. The transcript has 39 exons. Gene Ontology annotation, molecular function: actin filament binding; calmodulin binding; GTPase activator activity.
UGCCUAAGUAGUAAACUUAUGCCCUGGCAGUGAAAUUCAUGGGGCUAAUUAAAACAGACACAUGGUGGCUGGCAUCUUCAGUGCUCUGACUCUUGAACAAGAACCAGGCAAAGCAACAGUAAUACAUGUUGAAGGGAAGGAAACUUUCAGGGCAUGAUUCUCUCCCGUGGCAGUGCUGCUGAACGUUGCUGUUGUUUUGGGGCACCCUGCUUAAACUUGUGGCUGACAUUUCAGCGGACGAAGGUGGCGGAGGCGGCCAGGGCGCGACCGGGUCGGGAAGACGGAGAGAGCGCGGAGCGGCAGCUCCUCCCCCGCCACACCCGGUGCGGCAGGAAGAGGAACAGCCGCGCCCAGCUCGCGCCAGCCUCGGCCCAGCGCAGCACCAUGGCGGCGGAGGAGGUGGACGGGCUGGCCGUGUCCCGGCCCCACUAUGGCUCUGUCUUGGAUAAUGAGAGAUUAACAGCAGAGGAAAUGGAUGAAAGACGACGCCAGAAUGUAGCCUAUGAAUACCUCUGUCAUCUGGAGGAAGCAAAGAGAUGGAUGGAGGCCUGUUUGAAUGAGGAGCUGCCUGCCACAACAGAGCUGGAAGAAGGAUUGAGAAAUGGAGUCUACCUGGCCAAACUUGGAAACUUUUUCUCCCCUAAGGUGGUUUCUGUGAAAAAAAUCUAUGAUAGGGAACAGACUAGAUAUAAGGCAACUGGUCUCCACUUCCGACACACAGACAAUGUAAUCCAGUGGCUGAAUGCCAUGUCUGAGAUUGGUCUCCCCAAGAUAUUCUACCCAGAAACUACAGAUAUCUAUGAUCGCAAGAACAUGCCACGCUGUAUCUAUUGUAUUCAUGCACUCAGCCUGUACCUUUUCAAACUGGGUCUUGCCCCCCAGAUUCAGGAUUUAUAUGGCAAGGUAGACUUCACAGAGGAGGAAAUCAGUAAUAUGAGACUUGAACUGGAGAAGUAUGGUAUUCAGAUGCCUGCCUUCAGCAAGAUUGGAGGAAUUCUAGCAAAUGAGCUUUCUGUGGAUGAAGCAGCAUUACAUGCUGCUGUCAUUGCCAUUAAUGAAGCAAUUGACCGUCAGGUUCCAGCUGACACUCUUAUGGCAAUGAAGAACCCUAAUGCCAUGCUAAUAAAUCUCGAUGAUCAACUGGAAUCCACUUACCAAGACACACUCUACAGAGCAAAGCAAGACAAGAUGGAGAAUGCUAAAAAUAGGAUUGCCUCAGAAAGUUCAGAUAGAGAGAGAGAUGUGUAUGAAGAACUUCUGACUCAAGCUGAGAUUCAGGGAAACAUCAAUAAAGUGAACACACAUGCAGCCUUAUCAAAGAUUGACCUAGCUUUGGAACGAGGAGAUGCAUUAGCACUGUAUGAAGCUUUGGCAACACCAGCCCUGGCACUCCGAGGAUUGCUACGAGAAAAUUGUGACUGGUAUUUCAAGCAGUUUUUGAGUGAUAGGCAACAGAAACAGGAGGCUGGCCUUACAGGUCCUCUGCAGAAGGAAGAGUUGCAGUUGGGAGUGGAUGCUGCUAACAGGGCAGCACAACAGUACCAGCAAAAACUGGCAGCAGUAGCCAGAAUUAAUUCAGCAAUUCGAAUGGGUGAUGCUGAGAAGACUGUGGCAGAAAUGAUGAAUCCAGAGGCCCAGUUACCAGAGGUCUAUGCAUUUGCUGCAGAUCUUUACCAAAGGGAGCUGGCUACCUUACAGCAACAGAGCCCUGAAGGUAACCUCACCCAUCCAGAACUGUCUGUUGCUGUUGAGAUGCUGUCUUCUGUGGCCCUGAUUAAUAGAGCUUUGGAUUCAAGGGAUGUGAAUACAGUGUGGAAACAACUGAGCAGUCCUGUCACAGGGCUUACAAACAUUGAGGAUGAGAACUCACAGAGAUACAUCGAUGAUUUGAUGAAGCUGAAGGCUCAAACAAAUGCAAAAGGAAAUGAAUUUAUCACGUGGAAUGAUAUCCAGUCAUGUGUUGAUCAUGUGAACAAAGUUGUGCAUGAAGAACACGAAAGGAUUUUGGCAAUUGGUCUUAUCAAUGAAGCUCUGGAUGAAGGGGACAGCAAGAAGACUAUUCGAGCCUUACAGAUUCCUGCAGCAAAAUUGGAGGGUGUAGCCCCAAAGGUAGCACAGCAUUAUCAGGAUACGCUACUUCGAGCCAAGCGAGAGAAAGCACAGGACACACAGGAUGAAACAGCUGUACUUUGGCUAGAUGAAAUUCAGGAUGGGAUUCAUAAGGCUAACAAGGACACAGAGGAGUCCGAGAGAUUCUCCUUAGGAAUUCUGGCCAUUAAUGAAGCAGUAGAUCAUGGUGAUGUUAGCCAGACCCUGAGUACCUUGCGUUCACCUGAUGUGGGACUAUAUGGAGUCACUCCAGAAUGUGCUCAGACGUACCAGCGAGAGCUGUCAGAAGUCAAGAGAAGAAAAAUGGCAGCAGGAGGCAAUGGCAGUGAAUGGGUGAAACACUGGGUGAGAGGAGGCUAUCAUUAUUAUCAUAACCUGCGGACCAAAGAGGGAGGAUGGGAUGAACCAGCAGAAUUUGUGCAAAAUGACACACAGCUGUCACGGGAGGAAAUACAGAGCACUAUAUCUGGAGUCACUGCAGCAUACAACCGAGAGCAGUUGUGGCUGGCCAAUGAGAACCUGAUUAUGAAACUUCAGGCUUGCUGUCGAGGGUAUCUUGUUCGCCAGGAAUUCAACUCAAGAAUGAAUUUUUUGAAGAAACAAGUCCCAGCAAUCACUUGCAUUCAGUCUCAGUGGCGCGGCUACAAGCAAAGGAAGGCAUAUCAAAGCCGUUUGGAUUACCUGCGAGCACAAAAGGACCAAGUAGUAAAGAUUCAAUCAAUGACCAGGAUGUAUCAAGCCAGAAGACGUUACAGAGAUCGUCUGCAGUAUUUCAGAAACCAUAUAAAUGAUGUUGUAAAAAUCCAGGCCUUCAUCCGAGCGAACAAAGCACGAGAAGACUACAAAACCCUCAUUAAUGCUGAAAACCCACCUAUGACUGUUGUUCGGAAAUUUGUCCAUUUGCUCGAUCAGAGUGACCAAGAUUUUCAGGAGGAGCUUGAGCUAAUGAAACUGCGUGAGGAAGUUGUAACCUUGAUCCGAUCCAAUCAGCAAUUGGAAAAUGACCUCAAUCUCAUGGACAUCAAAAUUGGGCUGCUAGUGAAAAACAAAAUUACAUUGCAGGAUGUUGUUUCUCACAGCAAAAAACUUACCAAGAAGAACAAGGAACAGCUCUCUGACAUGAUGAUGCUGAACAAACAAAGAGGAGGUUUGAAAGCAUUGAGCAAAGAGAAGAGAGAAAAGCUGGAAGCCUAUCAGCAUCUGUUCUACCUACUUCAGACUAAUCCAACCUACUUGGCCAAGCUGAUUUUUCAGAUGCCUCAAAACAAAUCCACAAAGUUCAUGGAUUCUGUCAUCUUCACGCUGUAUAACUAUGCAUCCAAUCAAAGAGAGGAAUACCUGUUGUUGCGACUUUUCCAAACAGCACUGCAGGAAGAGAUCAAAUCAAAAGUAGACCAGAUACAUGAAAUUGUGACUGGGAAUCCUACUGUUAUUAAGAUGGUGGUAAGUUUCAACCGUGGUGCUCGCGGUCAGAAUGCCUUGAGGCAGAUCCUGGGACCGGUUGUGAAGGAAAUAAUUGAUGACAAAUCACUUAAUAUCAAAACUGAUCCGGUGGAUAUUUACAAGUCGUGGGUUAACCAGAUGGAGUCUCAAACUGGAGAGGCCAGCAAACUGCCCUACGAUGUUACGUCUGAACAAGCACUAAGUCACGAAGAGGUGAGGAUGCGCCUGGAUGCCUCAAUCAGAAAUAUGAGGACAGUGACAGACAAGUUCCUGUCUGCCAUAGUUAGUUCAGUGGACAAAAUCCCUUAUGGAAUGCGUUUCAUUGCUAAGGUCCUGAAAGACUCCCUGCACGAGAAGUUUCCUGAUGCUGGCGAGGAUGAGCUUCUGAAGAUUGUUGGCAACUUACUCUAUUAUCGCUACAUGAAUCCAGCCAUUGUCGCACCAGAUGCAUUUGACAUCAUUGACCUUUCAGCUGGAGGUCAGCUGACCACAGAUCAACGUAGAAACCUUGGUUCCAUUGCAAAGAUGUUGCAGCAUGCUGCAUCCAAUAAGAUGUUCAUGGGAGACAAUGCUCAUCUAAGCAUCAUUAAUGAAUACCUGUUGCAGUCAUACCAGAAAUUCAGACGUCUUUUUCAGGCUGCCUGUGAGGUUCCUGAAUUGCAGGAUAAGUUUAAUAUUGAUGAAUAUUCUGACCUGGUGACUCUCACUAAACCGGUUAUUUAUAUUUCUAUUGGUGAAAUCAUCAAUACACACACUUUGCUCUUAGACCAUCAAGAUGCAAUUGCUCCUGAGCACAAUGAUCCGAUUCACGAGCUUCUGGACGAUCUCGGAGAGGUUCCUACAAUUGAGUCCUUAAUAGGGGAAGGGUCUGGCAAUGUUAAUGACCCCAGCAGGGAAAUGCUAGCAAAGACUGAGGUUUCUCUCACACUCACUAACAAAUUUGAUGUUCCUGGUGAUGAGAAUGCAGAGGUGGAUGCAAGAACAAUUCUGUUGAACACAAAACGUUUAAUUGUUGAUGUAAUCCGCUUCCAACCAGGGGAGACGCUGACCGAAAUCUUGGAAACUUCAGCUACCUCAGAGCAAGAAGCGGACCAUCAUAGAGCUAUGCAGAAACGGGCCAUUCGUGAUGCUAAGACUCCUGAUAAGAUGAAAAAAUCUGUCUCUGUAAAGGAAGAUGGCAACUUGAAUCUUCAAGAAAAAAAAGAUAAAAUCAAGGCAGGCCUGAAGAAGUUGACAGAACUGGGGACAGUGAAUGCCAAAAAUAAAUACCAGGAACUAAUCAAUGACAUUGCAAAGGAUAUCAGAAAUCAGCGUAGAUACCGUCAGAGAAGAAAGGCGGAGCUGGUGAAGCUGCAGCAGACAUACAGUGCCUUGAACUCCAAAGCUACAUUUUAUGGGGAACAAGUAGAUUAUUACAAAAGUUACAUAAAAACCUGCUUGGAUAACCUGGCCAGCAAGGGCAAAGUCUCCAAGAAACCUCGUGAGAUGAAAGGCAAAAACAGUAAAAAGAUUUCUCUAAAAUAUACAGCAGCUAGACUUCAUGAGAAGGGAGUGCUUUUAGAGAUUGAGGACCUGCAAGGUAACCAGUUUAAAAAUGUGAUCUUUGAAAUAAGCCCGACAGAAGAAGUAGGAGAUUUUGAGGUAAAAGCAAAAUUCAUGGGGGUACAAAUGGAAACCUUUAUGUUACAUUAUCAGGAUCUUUUGCAGCUGCAGUAUGAAGGUGUUGCUGUCAUGAAGUUGUUCGACAGAGCAAAAGUGAAUGUCAAUCUUCUGAUCUUUCUUCUGAAUAAGAAAUUUUAUGGGAAGUAACCGACUUCUGCUGGCAACUCCUCCGCGAAAGGGGAAACAAAUAGAAACCUGCACGUACAACUUUUAAUGAUGUAGCUAUGUAUCAGUAUAUGCCCACGCUGUGCUAUAAAUAUAUCAAAUGUAUCAUGAAGGAGGACUAAGAACCUCUUGUGAAUUGACAGCCCUGAUUGAGUCUGCAGGGAGUUGAUUUCCUUUUUAUUUAUAAUCUUUAUCUUCAACUUCGAAGAUCCCCUUUAAAGAGGUUGUUCUAGAAUGUAUUUUUACAUGGGGUUAGGGAUUAAACUAAUACUAGAAUAUACUUAGGGCAUUUGUAUGCUUUAUUUGACUAAUUGUGUCAAAUAAAUUCUUAGUGCCAUUUUGGCACUAAGACCAAAAGUGGUCUGUUUGCCUCUUCCUGAAAGCAAAAAAAGGGUUGCAGGUUGUAUUUGGGCUCCAAUUAUUCUCAAGCAGCAAUGACCAAAAUAAAACAUGCUUGAGGUUCAGGUUACUCACUUGUUUGUGAGCUGGCAUUGGUAGAGAUGGCAGCGGCCACUUGCCAAGAUAGAACUACUGUGACUGGGGGAAUCAGUAGGUGUCAAAAAUAGUUACUGAACUAGUCCUGAUUAUGUACUACAGCCACAUAGAACAGCUUCAGUGUCUCAUUUUUCUUCAUUUGCUUCUGUUUAUCACACUGUAAUAAUUUACAAGUGGCCGCUUAAGUGGAGGUAUUGUGGAAUGUAUUUACUAGUGCUUACAGAUAAAAAGAAGCUUCUUGGGGAAGGGAAGGAAGCUUAAAAAAUUUCUUGAGACAUGUUAACUUUUAAUGUUGCUUGUAAAGCAUUUGAAAUGUAAAAAUAACUUUUGUUUUCCAGUUUAGAGCAAUAUUCUAUAUAUCUGUGUCUGAUGCAAUAAACAUUAGGCUCUACCUGCAGACUUGUCAAAGGAAGACUAUCUCAAAUAGUUUAGCCUUUAAAAAAGUUAAUUUUUUCCAA